AAAGAUUUUGAGACUUUAAAGAAUGAAACUUUAGAUCUAAAAAUGAAAUAUGGUAAAAUGUUACUGGAAAACAACGCUUUUAAAUAUCAACUGAAUCAGAUGAACGAACAAAUAAGGAAGAUAGACGAUUUAAGCACACGCCUUGAUAUUGUUGAAGGCAGUAUGCAGCAUUUGUUCCUUUCAGUAUAUACAUCGCUUGGGAAUAUUCUGAAUGCUUCACGUAUACCACAGACGACUGGAUCUUCUGAUUUUAUUUCAGACAGUGGUGUUACACCCUCCUCAGCAACAGAAACAACGAUAACAACACCAGCAACUACUCAAGUACCAACAACAAAAGUUACUGAACCCAACCUUAACCCAACAUCAACACCAGCAGCUACUCAAGUACCAACAACAAAAGGUACUGAAUCCAACCUUAACCCAACAACAACACCAGCAGCUACUCAAGUACCAAUAUCAAAAGGUACUGAAUCCAACAUUGACCCUAACCCAACAACGAUAACAACCCCAGAAACUACUGCAUUACCAGCAUCAAAAGGUAGUAGAGCCAGAGAAUUCCUUAUCCUGUUCAUGCAAAAUUUCGAUCGUUCAAAGGGAUCGUUAACUGUUUAUGUAGCAUCUGGCAGCGAAGUAAUGGUGAAUAUAUCAAGUUCCCCUAAAUUAGACGCAACCAUUAAAUCGGCAGUUGACAAGAGAUUGAAUAUUACCCAUGAUUUAAAAUUCACUCUUCCCGCCAAUUUGACUUGCAAAUAUGGGGAAGUGGAACCCAAGGCUGUGCUUUUACAGACAUCUGAACCAGCCACGGUGACUAUUUUUGAUCGUUUUCAUUUGUAUUCCAACGAUGCAACUUUAAUUAUCCCAACAUACAAACUUUCAAACAAGUAUUUAGUAUCCUCAACGCAACCACGCACUUCCGUAUCUCACCAUGAUAGUCACUUUGCAGUAGGGGCCCUCUUCGACGGAACCAACAUAAACAUUACCUUUAAAAUGAAGAACAAGUCUCUUUUUCUACUUGAUGGGACAUACAGAGACAAGGAUGUUUUCACAGUAACUUUGGAGAGAUUAGAAACAUUUCAAGUCGGACAUUUCACAGACCUCUCUGGUACAGUUAUCACAUCCUCAAAACCCGUAGCAGUGUUUUCUGGAAAUCAAUGUAAUAGCUUGAGAACUGGCUGCAGUCACAUGUUAACUCAGUUACCACCGGUAUCCGAAUUAGAUAAUCAGUAUAUCGUUCCUCCGUUCUACAACAAUAAAGGAACUUUGAUUCAAAUGGUUAGCGGAAGUCAGAACUCUGUGAACUGCCGUGUCGGAGAUCGUGUGUCAACAUGGCUCCUUGGCGAUACAGAAUACAAAAACGUAGAAAUAACAUCACGUGAAAUAGCGGUGAUAGUUUCAGAUCGCCCUGUGUUAGUAACCGGUUUUGGAAUGGGUGGGAGUUACCACCCCUACAUGACCGUCAUACCAGGUGUACAUCAAUACCUCAAUUACUACAAAGUGGCGGUGCCUGAUGGAUAUGACGAAAAUUUUCUCUGUGUGAUGAUUUCAUCAAAAUCUGUAAACUCCCUGAGGAUAAAUGGCUACACCGUUGACAAUUAUGAAAUAGCAUAUCAAGUUUAUGUAUUUCUAGAGAAAAAGUUCCUAGUGUCUACUUUCAGAGUGGAGAAUGGACGUUUUGAAUUACAAACGUCAGACAAAUCACAUUUUGGGCUUCUUGUCUACGGCCAUCGGCGUUCUGACGGGUACGGGUUUGCUGGAAACUUUGUUCUCGUCUAAUUAAACAUUGUAAAGGAACAUAACCAGGAUUUUUCACGGAAUACAUGGGUGAUAAAGUUUUGAAACUAUUCGUGUAAAGUCAGGCAGACAGUAUAAAUAUAAUCUAUAUCAUUGUAAAUAACAUUUCUGCUGCACGUUUAAAUAAUGUCAUUG
This is a messenger RNA of Ostrea edulis (European flat oyster), 1926 nucleotides long. RefSeq names its product IgGFc-binding protein-like. The record is from RefSeq and is a predicted model, not a curated record. NCBI's taxonomy places the organism in Eukaryota, Metazoa, Mollusca, Bivalvia, Ostreida, Ostreidae. The transcript is spliced from 3 exons. Bases 43 to 1773 code for a protein of 576 amino acids.